This is a messenger RNA of Populus euphratica (Euphrates poplar), 885 nucleotides long. RefSeq lists its product as uncharacterized. The record is from RefSeq and is a predicted model, not a curated record. The coding region runs from base 126 to 656 and encodes 176 amino acids. Lineage: Eukaryota; Viridiplantae; Streptophyta; Magnoliopsida; Malpighiales; Salicaceae. The transcript has 3 exons.
UUAUUUUGUAAUUGUAAGUUGUGGAUAAGGAAAAUUGAGACGGCUUGGCUUAGAAGUGGAUGGUCUCAUCAAAAUUGACUGUAUGCGUAUGUGCAUCAAGAUCAGAAGGGUAGCUAGUUAGCAUAAUGCUAAUUUAUGCCCCAAGUCCAGUGGUUUUUAAUACAACAAGCACAUCAUCCUAUAUUCUUGCCGGAGCUGUCAAAAGCAGUAGCAAUAUCAACAAGAGCACAGGCUAUCUCACCAGAGGUAGCAGCAGGUUCAGCAUGACCAUUACGAGCUUGUUUGCUGCUUGCGCAGUUUUAGCCUCAGCAGCUACAGGAGCAAGUGCUGAGGCACCCCAGCAACAACAACAAGCAGAGACAGAGACUCUAUCAAACAUACCACAAACACUGUCAGGUGGGGAGUGUGCAUCAGUAUCUCCUAAGGAUUGCAAGAAGGCUAGGAUCCAACGGCCCAAGUCAAGGAAAGCAGAGUCAUGCACUAUCAAGUGUGUCGCCACUUGUAUCCGGGGCGGUGAAGGCUCCCCUGGAGAAGGCCCUCUCAAUGUUAGAAGGCCUAUAGUGGUUUUCAAGCAAGGAUUCCGAAGUCGUAAUUACUGUUUGGUGGAGUGCUCAGAUAUUUGUAAUUUGAUCGGAGAUGCAGAUGAUGGACCUUAAUCUGUAAAUUCCUUUCUUUCAAUAUGAAAUACACUCAAGUCUUCUUCUUUUUCUUUCAAUAUACCGAGGUAGAGCUAGGAGCUUAUGUUCAUGUUUCAUAUUUAUGUUCAUUCAAGCUCUCUAUCUCAAUUUCAACAAAAGAUGUUUAGGGUAAUCUAGAUGUAUCAUCUUCCUUAAUAUCUAGGAAGAUUUCUUGAGUUUGAAUGACAUAAUAACAGUUUUUCUUGAA